AUGUGCCAAGAUGAGAUUGCCAUCAACGGCUGGACUAGCACGCCAGCCGAUGCCGGUGCUAUCUUUGGUGAUCAACCUUUCAUCAAUAAGCCGAAGCCCCUUUCUCUUGAUGAGGUCAAGUUUCCAUUCGAAGAUCCUAUUGUUGCAAAAACCUUGACUUAUGCACAGGAGACCCUACACCCCGAAACCUUCAACCACUCUAUGAGGGUCUACUUCUAUGGAAUGGUCAUUACCAAGCAGCAAUUUCCCGAGAUUGCUUCUACUCUCAGUCCGAUGACUUGGGCUCUGACUUGUUUAUUGCAUGAUGUGGGAACUGCUGAAGAAAACCUGACUGCAACACGGAUGUCGUUUGAUAUAUAUGGGGGCAUUAAAGCCUUGCAUGUCCUUAAAGAAUUUGGAGCCAGUCAAGAUCAGGCGGAAGCAGUUGCUGAGGCAAUCAUCCGCCAUGAGGACAUGGGGGUGGAUGGCACGAUUACGUAUAUCGGCCAACUCAUUCAGCUGGCCACCACAUAUGACAACACCACCAUUCACCCGCAUGUAAAGGACUUCCAAAAGAUGGUCCAUGACACUACCCGUUCCCAGAUCGCGGGAGCUUAUCCCCGCCUAAAGUGGUCCAAUUUCUUCUCCACAAUCAUUCGCAAGGAGGAGAAAAUCAAACCCUGGUGUCAUUCGACACAUCUUGUUGACUUUGAUAAUGAGAUUGAGAACAACACUCUCAUGAAGCAGUUUGAGUGA
Molecule: messenger RNA, 735 nt
Organism: Penicillium daleae
Lineage: Eukaryota; Fungi; Ascomycota; Eurotiomycetes; Eurotiales; Aspergillaceae
Product: cyanamide hydratase
Exons: 2
Coding region: 1-735 (244 amino acids)
Source: RefSeq, a predicted model, not a curated record